This is a messenger RNA of Lepisosteus oculatus (spotted gar), 10433 nucleotides long. RefSeq names its product plexin A1a (gene plxna1a). Gene Ontology annotation, biological process: semaphorin-plexin signaling pathway involved in axon guidance; regulation of GTPase activity; regulation of cell migration. NCBI's taxonomy places the organism in Eukaryota, Metazoa, Chordata, Actinopteri, Semionotiformes, Lepisosteidae. Gene Ontology annotation, cellular component: plasma membrane; semaphorin receptor complex. Gene Ontology annotation, molecular function: semaphorin receptor activity; protein binding. The record is from RefSeq and is a predicted model, not a curated record.
CAGUCCCACAUUGAUCCUUCAGAACGAGGCUGGGCUGCCUUCGGAAGCUUGCGCUGCAUUCCACUCCAUUCAUGCUGGGGAGCAGCAGCCACACUGUCGUGAGGAGCUGCGAGCUGUGACUUACCCAGAAGCGAGAGAAGGGUCCGCGAGUUUGGGAAUGUAAUUAUGGCAAGGAUAUCCCACCCGAGGAUCGCUUCAAUCGGGUUCUUCACUUUGCCACUGCAGAUGAUGCUAUAGAUGACAGAUCCAAACAAAGAGAAAAGGACGUUGGAUCAAUAGCUGUUUUUUCAUCCCUAAAUAAAAAUCCAGAAUUUACCAUCUGGAGCAAAGCAAACAUGAGGCCCCUUUACAGACAUUCUUGCCCCUUUUUGUACCUGUGCAUUCUUUUGAUUUUGGUGGUAACAACCUCGGUGGUAGCCAAAGGGACCCCUAAACCUUUUAAAACUUUCUCCCCGAAGGAAAUGGGUCUGACGCACUUGGUGAUCCACAAUAAAACUGGGGAAGUCUAUGUGGGAGCCGUUAACUGGAUUUACAAGCUCUCGAACAACCUCACUCUGUUGCGGAAUCACAUGACAGGUCCUGUGGAAGAUAAUGAGAAAUGCUACCCUCCUCCUAGUGUCCAGUCCUGUCCACAUGGCCUGGUGCUCACCAAUAACGUCAACAAGCUCUUGUUGAUCGACUACAUGCAGAACCGACUGAUUGCCUGUGGCAGUGCCUCUCAGGGGAUAUGUCAGUUUUUGCGGUUGGAUGACCUCUUCAAACUCGGGGAACCCCACCACCGGAAGGAGCAUUACCUGUCCAGCGUCAACGAGUCGGGGACCAUGUCCGGGGUUAUCAUUGAAGGCUUCAAUGGGCACAACACAAAGCUCUUUAUUGGCACACCUAUUGAUGGCAAGUCAGAAUACUUCCCCACCCUCUCCAGUCGCAAACUGAUGGUCAACGAGGAGAACGCUGACAUGUUUAGCUUUGUCUAUCAGGAUGAGUUUGUCUCCUCCCAGCUGAAGAUCCCUUCUGACACUCUCUCCAAGUUCCCAGCUUUUGACAUCUACUACAUCUACAGCUUCAGCAGUGAGCAGUUCGUGUAUUAUCUCACUCUCCAGCUUGACACCCAGCUGACAUCUCCGGAUGCCAGUGGGGAGCAGUUCUUCACCUCCAAGAUCGUGCGCCUCUGUGUGGAUGACCCCAAGUUCUACUCCUACGUGGAGUUCCCCAUUGGCUGCACCAAGGAUGGUGUGGAGUACCGCCUCAUACAGGACGCCUACCUCAGUCGGCCUGGCAAGCAUCUGGCCAGGUCUCUGGGCAUCUCGGAGAAGGAGGACAUCCUUUUCACUGUUUUCUCUCAAGGUCAGAAGAACCGAGCCAAGCCACCCAAGGAGUCAGCCCUGUGCCUCUUCACUCUGCGCAAGAUCAAGGAGAAAAUCAAAGAAAGGAUUCAGUCCUGCUACAAAGGAGAAGGCAAACUAUCCCUACCGUGGCUGCUGAACAAGGAACUAGCCUGUAUCAACUCGCCUUUACAGAUUGAUGACAAUUUCUGUGGGCAGGAUUUUAAUCAGCCACUGGGUGGGACUAGCACCAUUGAAGGAAUACCUUUGUUCGUUGACAAAGACGAUGGAAUGACUUCUGUGGCGGCCUAUGACUACAGAGGGAACACAGUGGCGUUUGCAGGAACGCGGAGUGGCAAAAUGAAGAAGAUCCUGGUGAACUCCGUGAACCCUGCCCAGCCAGCUCUGCUCUAUGAGAAUGUGGUGGUAAGCGAUGGUGGCCCCAUUCUGAGAGACCUGCUGUUCAGUCCAGACUACCAGCACAUCUACACCAUGACAGAGAAGCAGGUCAGGCGUGUCCCAGUGGAGAGCUGUGAGCAGUACACAAGCUGUGGAGAAUGUCUGGGCUCCAAAGAUCCACACUGUGGCUGGUGUGUCCUCCACAACAUCUGUUCCCGCAAGGACAGGUGCGAACGGGCUGAUGAGCCCCAGCGCUUUGCCUCAGACCUGCGCCAGUGCGUCCAGCUCAGCGUCCAGCCCAAGAACAUCUCGGUCACCACGUCUGAGGUCCAGCUGGUUCUACAAGCACGCAAUGUGCCUGACCUCUCAGCUGGUGUCAACUGCUCCUUUGAGGACUUCACAGAGAGUGAGGGGCGGAUUGAGGGCGGAUACAUCUACUGUCUGUCCCCCUCUGCAAAGGAUGUCAUCCCUAUCACACGUGGCCAGGGUGAUAAGCGGGUGGUGAAACUGUUCCUCAAGUCAAAAGAAACGGGGAAGAAGUUUGCGAGUGUUGACUUUGUAUUUUACAACUGCAGUGUUCAUCAGUCCUGCCUCUCCUGCGUUAAUGGUUCCUUUCCCUGUCACUGGUGCAAGUAUCGCCACAUGUGUACCCACAAUGCUGCAGAUUGCUCUUUCCAGGAGGGACGAGUCAAUGUGUCUGAGGACUGCCCUCAGAUCCUCCCAUCUACUCAAAUCUACAUCCCAGUGGGUGUCGUGAAGCCCAUCACGCUGGCAGCCAAGAAUCUCCCACAGCCGCAGUCUGGCCAGAGAAACUACGAGUGCAUCUUUCACAUCCAAGGCACGGUCAUCAGUGUCACAGCUCUGCGCUUCAAUAGCACCAGUAUUCAGUGCCAGAAAACCUCGUAUGUCUAUGAAGGAAAUGACAUCAGUGAUCUUCCUGUUGACCUCUCUGUGGUGUGGAAUGGAAACUUUGUUAUCGACAAUCCCCAGAAUAUUCAAGCUCACUUGUACAAGUGCUCGGCCCUCCGCGAGAGCUGUGGCCUUUGUCUAAAGGCCGACCCGCGCUUCGAGUGUGGCUGGUGCGCUCAGGAGAAGAAGUGCUCCCUUCGGCAACACUGCCCGGCCCAGGAAAGCAGUUGGAUGCACGCCAGCGCUGGGAACAGCAGGUGCACCCAUCCCAAAAUCACCAAGCUGUUACCCGAAACCGGCCCCAGGCAAGGUGGAACCCGGCUGACUAUCAUUGGUGAGAACCUGGGGCUUCAGUUCCGAGAUAUCCAAUCAGGAGUAAGAGUGGGGAAGGUCAUAUGUCACCCCAUUGAGGAAGAGUACAUCAGCGCUGAGCAGAUUGUGUGCCAGAUUUCUGACGCCACUGGCUACAGGGUUCAGGAGGCCCACGUUGAAGUGUGUGUGAGGGAUUGCAGCUCAGAUUACAGAGCCACCUCGCCUAAAUCCUUCACCUUUGUGACCCCCUAUUUUACCAAAGUGAAUCCAUCGAGAGGUCCAGUCUCUGGAGGAACACAGAUAACUAUUGAAGGGAAUCACCUAAAUGCUGGCAGCGCAGUCUCAGUUAACAUUGGGCUCCAUCCGUGCAAGUUCGAGAGGAGGAGCGCCAGAGAGAUUGUAUGUGUGACCCCUGCAGGUCAAAGUUCAGGGGGAACUCCUGUCAUGGUGGAUAUCAACUGGGCGGAACUGAGGAACCCGGAGGUCAAGUUUAAUUACACAGAGGACCCGACAAUCCUGAAAAUAGAUCCGGAGUGGAGCAUUGCCAGUGGUGGAACUUUGCUGACCAUUUCUGGCACCAAUUUAGCCACUAUCAAAGAACCCAAGAUAAGGGCCAAGUAUGGUUCUGCAGAAUCCAUCAAUAAUUGCACUGUCCACAAUGACACCACAAUGGUAUGCUUUGCUCCUUCUGUGGCUGAUACAGAGAAAAGCUUCUCUGACAGUGGAGACAGGCCAGAUGAAAUUGGGUUCAUCAUGGACAACGUCCAAUCUGUGCUCAUCAUCAAUGAAACAGUGUUCAGUUACUAUCCCGACCCUGUCUUUGAGCCGCUGAGUCCCACAGGAAUCCUGGAACUCAAGCCAAGCUCUCCUCUUAUUCUCAAGGGACGGAACCUGAUUCCAUCAGCUCCUGGAAACUCCAGACUGAACUACACUGUUCUUAUUGGCGAGACCCCCUGCAUGCUAACACUUUCCGAAACGCAGCUUCUCUGUGAGUGGCCCAACCUCACUGGCCAGCAUAAAGUGACUAUUAAAGCUGGUGGCUUUGAGUACUCUCCGGGGACACUGCAGAUCUACUCAGACAGCCUCUUGACUCUGCCGGCCAUCAUCGGGAUUGGAGGCGGAGGUGGCCUGCUGCUCCUCAUCAUAAUCAUUGUUCUCAUCGCCUACAAGCGGAAGUCCCGCGAUGCUGACCGUACCCUCAAACGUCUGCAGCUGCAGAUGGACAACCUGGAGUCCCGGGUAGCACUGGAAUGCAAGGAAGCUUUUGCAGAGCUGCAGACUGAUAUCCAUGAGCUCACCAAUGAUUUAGAUGGGGCUGGGAUUCCAUUCCUGGACUACCGGACGUAUGCAAUGAGAGUGCUUUUCCCUGGCAUAGAAGACCACCCAGUGCUGAAAGAGAUGGAGGUGCAAGCCAAUGUGGAGAAGGCCCUGAAUCUGUUUGGGCAGCUCUUGAACAAGAAGCACUUCCUCCUGACCUUUAUUCGGACCCUGGAGGCCCAGCGAAGCUUCUCCAUGCGUGACCGUGGCAACGUGGCCUCCCUCAUCAUGACAGCGCUGCAGGGAGAGAUGGAGUAUGCCACGGGUGUCCUCAAACAGCUCCUCUCUGACCUUAUAGAGAAGAACCUGGAGAGCAAGAACCACCCCAAACUGUUGCUUAGAAGGACUGAGUCUGUAGCUGAGAAAAUGCUGACAAAUUGGUUUACCUUCCUGCUUUACAAAUUCUUGAAGGAAUGUGCAGGAGAACCCCUGUUCAUGCUAUACUGUGCCAUCAAGCAACAGAUGGAGAAAGGACCCAUUGAUGCCAUCACUGGAGAGGCCCGAUACUCUCUGAGUGAGGACAAGCUCAUCCGACAGCAAAUUGACUACAAGACUUUGACUCUGCACUGCGUAAACCCAGAAAAUGAAAAUGCCCCAGAAAUCAUAGUGAAGGGACUGAACUGUGACACCAUCACCCAGGUGAAGGAGAAGCUUCUGGAUGCUGUGUACAAAGGGAUGCCUUACUCCCAGAGACCCAAAGCGGGAGAUAUGGACCUUGAAUGGCGGCAGGGCAGGAUGGCACGGAUCAUCCUUCAGGAUGAGGACGUGACAACCAAGAUCGACAACGACUGGAAACGACUCAACACUCUUGCACACUACCAGGUAACGGAUGGGUCAGUGAUUGCUCUAGUACCGAAGCAGAAUUCAGCAUACAACAUCUCUAACUCCUCCACUUUCACCAAAUCUCUCAGUAGAUACGAAAGCAUGCUUCGCACAGCCAGCAGCCCAGACAGUCUGCGGUCACGUACGCCCAUGAUCACCCCUGAUCUGGAGAGCGGCACCAAGCUCUGGCACUUGGUGAAAAACCAUGACCACUCAGACCAGCGCGAGGGGGACCGUGGCAGCAAGAUGGUCUCCGAGAUUUACUUGACACGGCUGCUAGCCACUAAGGGUACAUUACAGAAAUUCGUUGAUGAUCUCUUUGAGACGAUAUUCAGCACUGCCCACCGUGGCAGUGCCCUUCCCCUUGCUAUCAAGUAUAUGUUCGACUUCUUGGACGAGCAGGCCGACAAGCAUCAGAUCAGCGAUUCAGAUGUGAGGCACACCUGGAAGAGUAACUGCCUACCUCUGCGUUUCUGGGUAAACGUGAUAAAGAAUCCCCAGUUUGUCUUUGAUAUCCACAAGAACAGUAUUACAGAUGCCUGCCUCUCUGUGGUGGCUCAAACAUUCAUGGACUCCUGUUCCACAUCAGAGCACAAAUUAGGCAAGGACUCUCCUUCCAACAAGCUGCUGUAUGCAAAAGACAUUCCAAACUACAAAAAUUGGGUGGAAAGGUACUACUCGGAUAUCUCUAGAAUGCCAGCAAUCAGUGACCAGGAUAUGAGCGCGUACCUGGCUGAACAAUCACGGCUACAUCUGAGCCAGUUCAAUAGCAUGAGCGCGCUGCAUGAGAUCUACUCCUACAUUGUCAAGUACAAAGACGAAAUCUUGUCUGCUUUAGAAAAAGACGAACAAGCCAGGAGACAGAGACUGAGGAGUAAGCUGGAGCAAGUCAUCGACACCAUGGCUAUCGCCAGCUGAAAACUCUGUCUGUGGCCCUGAGAAGAGUCUUGCUGAACACAAACUUAAUAACUGAGAGAACUAAAGCAGUGCACAGUGGAUCCUGCAGGACUGGGCAUGUGUAGCCUGUCUCAAUUAAAAGCAUUUAAAGUGUUUUUUGUUUGUUUUUCUAAAGAUGCUAUCUUUUCAUGGACCCAAUUAAUAACUGAGCUGAGAAGAAAAAUGCAACUGAGACAAGGCACCUUUAUGGAUUUGGAGAUGGUUUCUGGUCACUCUCUGUCACAAAAUGAAGCCUGAAUGGGACUUAAACCUCAAGGACUUUUUUUUGUUGUUGUUGGUUUUAUUUUAUUUUUAAAUAUACUUGACUGCCCAUUAUCUCUGGCCUCCUGCCACUAGUGUUACUGCUAAAUUUGCACAAUUUACAGGAAUUAAAAUACAAAAUAUAAUUUGAGUUUUUAAAGUAAAAAAAUAAAAGUUGAAAAUGUUUCCAUUUUAACAGAAAAAGGAAAUUAUUAUUGAAAUAGUUCUGUUAUGAAAUGAGUUCCAUGCGCUUUGAUAUUUCUGACAAAAACAAAGAAAAACUUGUCCUGUGCCAUGUUUUAUUUGAAUGUUGUUUAGUGCAAACACAUUUUGUUAGAUUAAAAAAUGUGCUAUUAUUUAAAUGUAAACAUGCCUAGUGACUGAAGUUACAGUAGAAAAAGUCAAAAGCAAAAAAAUGAAAGCAGAAAGAUUUAAACUAUUAAGACUGUCUUUUUGAGCAAAAAGGUAGAACUUGUACUUUGAAAAUAAGAAGUACUGUAUAUUUUUGUUUGCAACUCUUUCCUCAUUACAUGUGAUUUCUCAAAAGAGCUAUAAGGAACUGCAGGUUCUGUGGCAUUUAAUUUCUCUCCAGAUUAAACUCACUAGCAUUCUUGAAACACAUUAUCAAGAAUGGUUUAGAAAAGACAUCUGAAAACCCUCUUAAAAAUACAAAGCAUUCAUCCUGCUGGCUGAGCCCUGAGUAUUUUAAUCAUGCUGGUUGGUUGAAUGCUGUUUUAAAAUUGUUUUUGUAAAAUUGUCUUUAAAUCCUAUAACGCACAUUUCCAAUUGCACAAUAAUUCCUAAAUGAAGUAUAUUGAAGACAGACAGAAGAGAAGGUGAUGCAUAGAGAAUCUGUAUUUGGUGCAAAAAACUCUACAAAUGUCAGUCCUUUUUGAGGUGUUCAAGAAUAACAUCAUUUGAAUGACGGCCAUAGCUGUUUUGGAUAAUAUGGAUAUUUAAGUUUGGAUGUCUCCAUACUUCCCAAAUUCUCUUGUCUUAAGAUCUGCCAAUAGAAUUAAAUACUGUAUUUAGACUUUAACAGCUUUUUAAAAAAACAACAGAGUAAUGAGGUUGCCGAAGGCAUUUAGCUUAUGUUCAACAAAGGGGAAAGACCCCAAAGGAUCAGGCUUUCUCCAAAUAUUAUUAUGCAGAUCAAGGUGCAGAGAGUUAGUCAUAAGUAUUAAAGAGAUUGCGAUUGCAAGCUGAAUGAUCUGAGAAAGGGUUAGCUUUGAGGGGAGAAAAAAGAGCCUGGUAUUUAUCAGCUCAUUAGCAGACCAAAGCUAAAUAAUCCCUUUAGCCCAUGGCCUACGUAAAUGGAAAACUGUUGUUGUUAUGUGUAUAGGCUUUUUAAAGAAGAUCUUGAAAGUUUGAUGUUGUGGUAAGAAAUGUAUAAAUUGUUUUCUUCUUGCCUAAAUUAGGCUGUGGUCAGUAGUGGUCAAAGUAUAUAUAUUUUUUCCUUGUUUUUCAGACAGUGAAGCUGUUAUUUUCCCCUUUUUUCCUGUAAUACAGACCUGUCACAGUAGCCAGUUCCUCAAAGAUCAUGGAAAAGGUCUCGGUUACCUUGCUUUAGUGGAAUGUAUGGUAUAAUUCUUUAUAUUUUUAAAUCUCUACAUUUCACAAAGAAUGGAAUGAAAUGAAGACAUGAAAAUCUCAAGUAUAACAAAGAGCUCAGCUUUGUGUGACAAAAGGUUUUAAUUGCUGCUUAAAUAUGUGCUUAUUUACAGGGUGAAGUGUUGUUUUUUUAUUUUGGAAGAUGAAGGUUUUGGCUGUGCAAGUUUAAAUUUGAUAGCAUUGUGACAGAGUCACAGCUUUCUGUGUAUAUUGUGAGAACCAUUCAGUUUCCUGGCAGACACCCUAGUGUAACCUAUAGAUGUCCAUCCUAGACUGGUGAUGAGAAAGGUUGCUAAACUCUGGAAACCUGCCAUGCUGUGAUUUUUAGGUCAAUCACCCAGCGUGAGUAACUUACACAAACAAUAACUGUAAACUUUGAAAACCCUUAUAUCUGUCUGCUUAUCGCAUGCUUUCAAGAGUUUUUAGUUUGCCCACGGUUUUCUGUCUCAAAAAAUAUUAGGGGAGCUGGUUUCCAUUCCAUGUGUUUUAUUUUCACUGUUACAGUGUUGUUGGAGCAAAACUGUAUGUUUUUCGACAAGGCUAUUCCAGUUUUGGACAUUUUUAUAAAUGAACCCCCACCCCCAGGUUAGCAUUCUAUAGUAAUUUUUUGGACCAAUCAUCUGUCUCUUGACUGCAACUUCAACAGGGUUACUUUUAAAAGUGCUAAGCAUCAUUCUUUUUGGGAGCUGCUGAAUGUGUGCCAUAUACAGUAUCUGCUGGUGAUAGACUUCUGCACAUUAAGAAGAGAACACACACCUGAGGCACCAAGCCACUGUUUGCAGUGGUCACAGUUAAGAAGAAGAUAAGUUGUUCUUUCACAUUGGGUUGAUCUUGAUAGCGGACCAUCUCUAGAGUCAGGUGGUCUGGGAAUCAUAGUUGUUACUGCCCACAGUGGUUAGGGUAUGGUAUUUGGGGAGGGUGUACAGGUAUCACUUUUAGAGCAUCGAUAUUAUCAGAUUUAGUUAGCCUUUAUAGCCAUCUUUAUAUAUCUAAACAUAAAGAUGGGAUCAUCUGUUUUUAAUAUUUGUCUUUGAAGACUUUUUUUCUUCUGUUAAUUGGAAGAAAGAUGAUUUGUAUAUCAUCCGUGCAGUAUUAUGUAGUUCAACACUCCAUAAGGUUUCACUUGCCUGAACCCUAGACAUCCUCUUAGAACUUGCUCCACAUUUACAAUGCCUUCAGAACCUGAUUUUCUUUCCUAGAUGAAAGCGGCCUAGUGUUCCGUUGUUUGUUUUUGAGAUAAGUAUGAGAUACACCUUUUCCAUACCUUUCCACCCUUAUCUGCCUGCUAAAUGCAGCUGACAGAAAGCUCAGUAGCAGGAAAAGUCCAGUUCUUAAAGUGUGUUAAAUCUACUAUAGGAAGCAUACAAUGUUUUUAUAGCACUAAAAAAAGAUAAAUAUAACAACUCGUUUCAGCAGCAAUGAUAACAUUUGAUUUUUCUUUGUUAAAUAUGAUCAUCUUUGCACUGUGGCUUUCUUUAUCUAAUUCUCUUCUAUAAAUGUUGUAUGCUUACUACAGUGAUUCUGAUUAAUUCAUAUGAGCAUACGAUUGGUUGUAAUGUAGAAGAAGUGUUUCUGGGUUUACUUCAAUAUGUAGCAGCCUAUCACUAUGCAGGAUAGUCGUUGAAGAUUGUAAAUCCGUUGGUUACAUUGAAAUGUUCAAAGUCUCAGGAGUUUUUUUUUUUAAAGUUUUUCCUGGUUUGUUUUCAGGGGCUGGGGAGAGGGAGUAGGGGGUUUGGGGGAAGGGAGGUGGGGCCUAUUGAUUUUUGCAUGUCUGCUCUAGAUUGUAGAUUGAGUUCCUUUUACAAAUGCAACUGUUCAGGCAGUAGGCCUGAUGUUUUGUUUGUUGUUUAGUUUUUUCUUUACUUUGCCACUUCUUGUACAAAAUCAAGAGACUUAACUAUACAAUCCAUUUCAUUCAAUGGUACUACACAUUUUAUUUUACAUCCAUAAAGGAACAAAGCUGGUUUGUGAUGCUUGCUCUGAUAGAGUAUCUGAAAGGAAAGGAAGAUGCUGUUAGAUUGACUUGUGGAUUCACACACUGAGCAUUCGUUUUGCACAGAGUGCCUUGUCAGCUACAAAACAUCUUUAGGUUGUUUUUACCUCACACUGGUGCAUUUCUCUCCUACCGUACCUUCAGAGAAAAAUACAAAAUGCUGUUUGGCCAGCCCCAUGAGGCUCAUUAAUCUGCCUGCUAUACUAGAAACAGUUUUCAAACUGUUCUUUUACCCAGAGAUUUGUUUCCACAUCACUCCAUAUCACAAAAUGUUUUCCAAAGCAGUUUAACAGUGUGCGUCCUUUCUUUUUUUAAAAAAAAGUGGCAAAUUAAAAUCAACAGUCCUUUUUAAAAUGGGAUAAAAAAAUCAAAGGAAUUUUAAUACUAGAAUACUGAGAACUUUUUAAGAUUGUUUCAGACUUGAAACAACUGUGACAAGUUGGCUGUUUAACGCUCAUUGUGUAAAUAUUCUGCUAUUUCCUAUUUUGCAGAUUUACUACUUGUAAAUAAACACGCAUCAAGGAGAGAUUAAACAUUUUUUUGCUAAAUAA